AUGGCGCAGGUCAACCAUGUCGAAAAUCACCUUGAAUCCGACAUUCAUUUGUCCUUGAUCCCCUCCUCCUGGGGCUCUCAAGUUCGCGAACUCCACAUGAGUGACUGCCACGAUGCCGGCCUCGCUCUCGCACACAGUUUUGCAACUGACCCUCUGUCCCUGUACCUCUUGGGCGUUGAUGGCGCGGCUUCUUGGUCCUCUGAGAAGCUUUGGAAGCUCCAUGUCCGGCUGAUGAAAUACUCGUAUGCAUCGUACAAGCUCAGAGGCGUUGCCACCUCAAUUGGGCCGGAUUAUGAUGCUGUCGCGUUGUGGAUGCCGCCCGGAACCACUAAUGAUGACUGGAUCGCUACCCUUUGGAGCGGGAUUUGGCGUCUGUGGUAUCUGCUGCCACGCGAGGGUCGAAAGCGGUUCUUUGACGAGGUCUUCCCCAUCCUGCAUGAUACCAAGGCCGAGAUAAUGGGCAAUCGUACCGACGAUUGUUACUAUCUCGGCUACAUUGGUACCAAAGCCAGCGCCAGGGGCAGAGGCUAUGCCACAAAGCUACUGGACCACAUGAUAUACAAGGCCGAUGAGGACAACCGAGCUAUAUAUUUAGAGUCAUCCCACGUGCGCAACAACAAGUUUUACGCCAAGUUCGGAUUCGAGAUCAAGAAGGAGAUUGUCCUCACUCGCGGUCCUCGUCCGAUUCGCCUGUACUGUAUGGUUCGAGAACCCCAGAAUGACAAGUCGAGCACUUCCGUCGCCGACCUAGGAACCGAUAAGGAGUGA
This is a messenger RNA of Ustilaginoidea virens, 768 nucleotides long. RefSeq lists its product as uncharacterized. The transcript is spliced from 3 exons. NCBI's taxonomy places the organism in Eukaryota, Fungi, Ascomycota, Sordariomycetes, Hypocreales, Clavicipitaceae. Gene Ontology annotation, molecular function: acyltransferase activity, transferring groups other than amino-acyl groups. Bases 1 to 768 code for a protein of 255 amino acids. The record is from RefSeq and is a predicted model, not a curated record.